GUCCUUGCUGGCCUCCUUGGUUCUCUCGGGGACCCCGGCCGCUGCCUGCGGCCUUCUACCAGGCGAGGCCCUGCUCGGGGUUCUUCCGGCCUCCCACCAGGCAAAACCCGCAAGGAGCGGUUUCUGGCGUGACUGGGUCCCUGCGGCCGAAGGGCGCCUCCCGGCCACGCUCGCUGUAGUGAAGGAGCGCGGCAGCCCGGGGCUCAUUUGGGUGAUUUCCCUCGGCGGUGGAGGUCGCUCCUAGUAGACGCGGCGGCUAAUCACCCAAACAGCCCUCAGGUGCCUCCCUGCUGGCCUCUUUUUCACGUGGUGCUUAUUUUUAUUUCGCUAUUAUUUUGUAAUGGGAAUAUCUUCUUUAGAAACUAAUUGGCAACCGAUGGAGAAAAACAAAACAUAGUAAAUGUGCGGUUUGGGUUGAACUGCAGAAUGCACGGGCCCACGAGGGGCUCCGCGCACAGAUCCUGUUCCCCAGGCCUUGAACCCGGCCCCACGGCACAGAUCUGGCUCCUGGAAACGCGGGUCAGCUGGUCAGGUGCCCAGGCGACGUACUGUAAGAUGGUAUUACUUUAAUCAUCUUCACAUCAGUAUUUAUGGAAUAGCCACAGGUGCCUCAACCUUUAGUAGGAGUUAAUUAUACAUUUUCUGGCCGAGUAAACAUCUCCGAAUGUAUUUUUUUAGAUAAGGAAAUAAAAUAUUUCCAAUAAAGUUGAAGUCUCAUCCCACCCAUCCAUAACCAGUCACUCCAUGGAUUCCUUUGGGCAACCCAGACCAGAAGAUAAUCAGUCAGUAGUCAGCAGAAUGCAAAAGAAAUACUGGAAAACGAAACAAGUCUUUAUCAAAGCAACAGGAAAAAAAGAGGAUGAGCACUUGGUGGCGUCUGAUGCUGAACUGGAUGCUAAACUUGAGGUUUUUCACUCCGUUCAAGAGACAUGCACUGAACUUCUGAAGAUAGUCGAGAAAUACCAGCUAAGACUCAAUGUUAUAUCAGAGGAAGAAAAUGAGCUAGGGCUCUUUUUAAAGUUUCAAGCGGAACGGGAUGCAACUCAAGCUGGCAAAAUGAUGGACGCCACUGGCAAGGCACUUUGUUCUUCAGCCAAGCAAAGAUUGGCCCUGUGUACUCCUCUGUCUCGUCUGAAGCAAGAAGUAGCAACAUUCAGCCAAAGGGCGGUAUCUGAUACCUUGAUGACAAUUAAUCGGAUGGAGCAGGCGCGCACAGAAUACAGAGGAGCUCUGCUGUGGAUGAAAGAUGUAUCCCAAGAGCUGGACCCAGACACCUUAAAGCAAAUGGAAAAGUUUAGAAAAGUACAGAUGCAAGUGAGAAAUAGCAAAGCUUCUUUUGACAAGUUAAAGAUGGAUGUUUGUCAGAAAGUGGAUUUACUUGGAGCUAGUCGCUGCAAUAUGCUAUCUCAUUCGCUCACUACCUACCAGAGAACACUGCUUGGAUUCUGGGAGAAAACAGCUCGAAUGAUGUCCCAAAUUCAUGAAGCCUGUAUUGGCUUUCAUCCAUAUGAUUUUGUAGCUCUCAAGCAACUACAAGACACUCCAAGCAAGCUUACUGAAGACAAUAAAUAUGAACAAAUAGGCGAUUUUCUUACUGAACAGCUCAAUAAGCUAGUUUUGUCUGAUGAGGAAGCAAGCUGUGAGAGAGAACAAGCAAACAAAGAUCACAAGGAAACACAUUCUCAAAUGAGAGAAUUUGGAGCACCUCAGUUUUCUAACUCUGAAAAUGUUGCAAAAGAUCUACCUGUAGAUUCAUUGGAAGGAGAAGAUUUUGAGAAGGAAUUCUCAUUUCUGAACAGCCUCCUAAGUUCUGGUUCUUCAAGUACUAGUGAAUUUACCCAAGAAUGCCAGACUGCCUUUGGGAGCCCUAGUGCCAGUCUCACAUCCCAGGAGCCUUCCAUGGGGUCUGAGCCCCUCGCUCAUUCUUCUCGAUUCCUUCCUUCACAACUUUUUGACCUUGGCUUUCAUGCGGCUGGAGCAUUCAACAGCUGGGUCUCCCAAGAGGAAUCAGAGCUUCGUCUUUCACACACUGAUAACCAGCCAGUGCCUUCACAGAGUCCAAAGAAAUUAACAAGAUCCCCCAACAAUGGUAAUCAAGACAUGUCAGCCUGGUUCAAUCUAUUUGCAGACCUGGAUCCACUUUCAAACCCAGAUGCUAUUGGACACUCAGAUGAUGAACUCCUUAAUGCUUGACUGAAGUUAUAAUGUCACUUCAGUGGCCUUGAGACAUCAAUUUUGCAACACAUUUCCUUUGUGGAAAGGAGUUUAUAUUGUAACCCACACACAAAAGCAUGGUGUUUGUGAAUAUAACACCUGUCAGCCAACUUUAGACAGAUGGUAAAGACCACAUUUGAAUAGGUUAAGUACAUCUUUCAUAUCUUGGAUUUGCAACUGUUGGUACUAUGUGGAAAAUAUUAGAAACUUCUAUGUGGAAAAUAUUAGAAAACUAUGGAGUCUGCAAUAUUUAGAUACUGAAACUUAUGUCAAAAUAACGGCUAGGAGUAAUUCUGUCAAUAUGGAGUUGAGCUUAUUUCUUUGGAAACCCUUUUAAGUUGCCUUGCUGGCUGUGAGAAUUUUAUAUGUGGAUAAAAAAAGAUAGCAUGUAAAUUGGAUUGUGGUUUGGGGUCAGUUUUUAAAUAAAAUAGUAACAAGGAGGAUUUUCUGUUUUCGAAAACAGCAUUAGAACCAGACCAGCUUUGUUUUGGGUUAGAGAGAGAGAAUAAGAUUUGAGAGCUUAGUUUGCUUUAAUGAAAUCACAGAGAAACUU
Mandrillus leucophaeus (drill) is the source of this 2767-nucleotide messenger RNA. It is a transcript of the gene ICA1L, whose product is annotated as islet cell autoantigen 1,69kDa-like. The record is from RefSeq and is a predicted model, not a curated record. Gene Ontology annotation, molecular function: protein domain specific binding. NCBI's taxonomy places the organism in Eukaryota, Metazoa, Chordata, Mammalia, Primates, Cercopithecidae. Gene Ontology annotation, cellular component: Golgi apparatus. Bases 745 to 2193 code for a protein of 482 amino acids. The transcript has 15 exons. Gene Ontology annotation, biological process: regulation of transport.